Messenger RNA from Thunnus maccoyii (southern bluefin tuna), 1316 nucleotides. RefSeq names its product potassium channel tetramerization domain containing 17 (gene kctd17). NCBI's taxonomy places the organism in Eukaryota, Metazoa, Chordata, Actinopteri, Scombriformes, Scombridae. The transcript is spliced from 7 exons. Gene Ontology annotation, molecular function: cullin family protein binding. The coding region runs from base 96 to 1028 and encodes 310 amino acids. Gene Ontology annotation, biological process: proteasome-mediated ubiquitin-dependent protein catabolic process; protein homooligomerization. Gene Ontology annotation, cellular component: Cul3-RING ubiquitin ligase complex; cytoplasm. The record is from RefSeq and is a predicted model, not a curated record.
GGAGCGUGCUCGGCGGGUGACGGAGGAGAGAAAAAGCCGAGGCAGCAGCGGAUACACGGACGUCUUCACUGUGUGUCAAAGCGGCGGUUUUCCAAAUGGCAACGACAGCGGACGACCAGCGGGAACCGGCGGACGUCGCUGCGCUGCCGACACACCACGGCUGCCGCCACCACAACAAUAAUAGCAACAACAACAACAACAAUAACAACAACAACAAAGACAGCGAGGCGGGAGAGAGCGCGACCUCCGCUACCGCCAGCCCGACCGAGCCCGGCGGGACGGCGCCGCAGAGCAUCGGUAACGGCUCGGUCAUCAACCCCAGCGGGGGGAGUAACGGAAAGUGGGUCCGGCUGAACGUCGGCGGCACCGUGUUCCUCACGACGCGACAGACGCUCCUAAAAGAGCAAACUUCAUUCCUGUACCGGCUGUGCCAGCAGCAGGACCUGCACUCUGACACGGAUGAGACGGGAGCGUAUGUGAUCGACAGAGAUCCCACCUACUUCGGUCCCAUCCUCAACUACUUGCGGCACGGAAAGCUGGUCUACAACAAGGAGCUGGCUGAAGAAGGUGUCCUGGAGGAGGCUGAGUUUUACAACAUCACCCCACUGAUCAAACUGAUCAAGGAGAGGAUCGUGGAGAGGGACUCCAAGGCCACACAGGUGCCCCCCAAGCACGUCUACCGAGUGUUGCAGUGCCAGGAAGAGGAGCUGACCCAGAUGGUCUCCACAAUGUCGGACGGCUGGAAGUUUGAGCAGGUCAGCGUGCGCACCUGCAGAAAGCCCCGCACCGGACUGCUCUGGACUAUGGUGAACAUCGGCUCGUCGUACAGCUACGGUACGGAGGACCAGGCUGAGUUUCUGUGUGUUGUCUCCAAGGAGCUUCACACUCCAGGAUCUGGACUGGGUACGGAACAGAGCCACAAAACUAAGCCGGCGGAGACGCAGGAGGAGGAAGCAGCGAAGGAUGAGGAGGAGGAGGAGGAGGAGGGAGGGAGAGAUACCGCACCGAAUGAGUGGCUUAGAGAAUGAGGGAGUCAUGUUUCUUUGUUCCAAAGAGAGGCGGGAAUGGCUUUUCCAGAUCCAUGGGUCCCGGAUGUAGAAAUCGCAAGAAUCUAAGUUAUUUUUUUCUAGGCUUAUUAUGACAUCCUGUACAUGGUGUAUGUGUGUGUUUUGCAUCAAAUGGACAGUCACCAAAACAGAUUUGUAGUGUUUUUAUUGGUUCAUUGACAAAAUGCUGGUUAUAAAGAUGACCAAAAAACACACAAAAAAACAAAAUCCUACAGUCAGUCGGAGCAAUGUCUUCAAACAUAUUUCACA